Molecule: messenger RNA, 1461 nt
Organism: Caenorhabditis briggsae
Lineage: Eukaryota; Metazoa; Nematoda; Chromadorea; Rhabditida; Rhabditidae
Exons: 5
Coding region: 1-1461 (486 amino acids)
Source: RefSeq, a predicted model, not a curated record
AUGCCUCCUCCCAAUUUCAUGGAGAGUCCCAAUACAGUGCAAACGUCUCUCUAUGGGUACGAUAAAAGCAAACGAGUACAGAUGAAUAGUCUCCGUGGAAAGCCGAUUCUUGUUCUCCGAGGAGAACCAGCGGGUUCGAAAGCACAGUUCGGAGGAGGGUCUAAAUUUUCAAAGAAAUGGAUCGACAGAAGCAAUCAUAUGCCUCAACCGGUUCCAAACAAACCAAUGUAUCCUUCGUAUACACACUUUCAUCAUCAGUAUUCGUCGGCAAAACAGACACCAAUUCCUCCAAUAUCCCUCCCCAGCACCCCGACGAUCCCACCGGGAAGAUCUGCUUUCUUUCCUCAGUCGCCGCAUCGAAGAGGAUCUCGUCGUCCCCCGUUCUCACCGAUUUCCCGGUUUGCUCCAACUAGUCCCAAAUCGCUCGAAGAGGAAAUGACAGUGAAACGCUUGUUUGAUAAACUAGAAGUUUCCACUCCACCCCCGACAUCUUCAAGUUCUUCGUUCGCGAACAUCACUAGUGAUAUUACACUUCUCGAAUUACACCCAAAGACAUCAGCGAAGACAUUCACAACCACGUCGAUUUGCGUAUCGGAUACAGAAAUAACAUCUACCUCUCCUGAUUCUUCAAACCGUCCUUCCCUUUUGGACACACCAAAAAGUCUUUCAGAAUCAAACAGGACUUUCUCGGAAACCACUCGAUUAGAUUCUGAAACUACAGAUGAUGAGCAAUCAUCGAUUUGUACAACAAGCAGGACGGCUGAGAAAACGAGCAGACAUAUAUGUCCAGAUGAAGCGCAGUGUAUUAUAUUUCGAAACGGAGUAUGCGCCGAUGACCUGAUGGAACGGCAGAAUAUGAUUCAGUGGUACAAUGAGUUGAUUCAAUGGCGUCACGAAGUUGUGACAAGAAGAUGCUUCGGACCACCUCGAUGUCACCCGCCUCCUCUUACAGUAACAAUCAUCGGAGCAAGUCGCGCGCAGAGAGCAAAUUCGUUCCAACGUAUUGGCAAUAUUCAUCCAUUCCAAAUGGAAGCCAUGGAUCAUGUUCGACGGAGGAUGGACGCGAAGAAAUCCAAUAGACUCGUUCCGGCCGAUCUCCCACUACCUGCACCACACGAAUUCAUGGCUAACGCAAAAUGUAUGGAACCUCACUUGUUUAUCGAGUAUUGUUAUCAGUUGACGGCAGCUGCUUACAUGGAUACCGGACUGAACCCACCGAGUCGUCGUCCUCCCAUUCCUCCGCGUAUAGAUCCGAUUCAGCAACAUACUAGCCGAGAGUCCAUUUGUUCGUCAGCAUCAGAAUUUUCGUCCGAUGGUGAAUAUUCUGAUGAUUCUGAAGAUACAAAAGCAGAAAGAUUGCGCCAGAAAAUGGAGAGACAUCGUAAACGCGAACGCCGUCUCCAAAGAAUCUUCCAACGCCGUCAGGUUCUCGACGAAAUAGAUGAAGCAGAUGACGAUUGA